Molecule: messenger RNA, 1949 nt
Organism: Anoplopoma fimbria (sablefish)
Lineage: Eukaryota; Metazoa; Chordata; Actinopteri; Perciformes; Anoplopomatidae
Gene: vdac2
Product: voltage-dependent anion channel 2
Exons: 9
Coding region: 191-1042 (283 amino acids)
Biological process (GO): monoatomic anion transmembrane transport
Cellular component (GO): mitochondrial outer membrane
Molecular function (GO): voltage-gated monoatomic anion channel activity
Source: RefSeq, a predicted model, not a curated record
AGUUCUAGACAGGCACUUGUACGGCCGCCCGGGGUCCUGCAGCGGGCUGUGAUAGGUCUGGAUUUCAUUGCAGUGCAGUCUCCUUCAGCUCGCCCUUCUACCGGUGACGCCUGCUUCGGCCGUGCGGUUUCAACAACAUCUCCAAUAAAGUAACUUUAGUCAACCACUCGUCCCAUCCUCUCCAGAUACAAUGGCCGUGCCUCCCUGCUAUACUGACCUGGGCAAGUCUGCCAAGGACAUCUUCAACAAAGGCUAUGGAUUUGGCUUGGUGAAGCUCGAUGUCAAGACAAAGUCUGCCAGUGGAGUGGAAUUCAAAACAGCUGGUUCCUCCAACACUGACACCAGCAAAGUUGCGGGCAGCCUGGAAACUAAAUACAAAAGGUCAGAAUAUGGCCUGACCUUCACUGAGAAGUGGAACACUGACAACACCUUGGGAACAGAAAUCACUGUUGAAGAUCAGAUUGCCAAGGGACUGAAGUUGACUUUUGACACAACCUUCUCACCAAACACUGGCAAGAAGAGUGGCAAAGUUAAGACCGCCUACAAGCGCGAGUACGUUAACAUGGGCUGCGAUGUGGACUUUGACUUCGCUGGCCCCACCAUCCACGGAGCCGCUGUCGUCGGCUACGAGGGAUGGCUCGCCGGCUACCAGAUGAGCUUUGACACUGCCAAGUCCAAGAUGACCCAGAACAACUUUGCUAUUGGCUACAAGACAGGAGACUUCCAGUUGCACACCAACGUCAAUGACGGCGCUGAGUUCGGAGGCUCCAUCUACCAGAAGGUGAGCGACAAGCUGGAGACAGCGGUCAACCUGGCCUGGACCGCUGGCAGCAACAGCACACGCUUCGGGAUUGCAGCCAAAUACCAGCUGGACAAAGAUGCAUCCGUCAGCGCUAAAGUGAACAACAAUAGCCUUGUUGGUGUUGGGUACACCCAGACUCUCAGACCAGGUGUAAAACUCACCCUGUCUGGCCUGGUCGAUGGCAAGAACAUCAACGCAGGAGGCCACAAGCUGGGCCUGGGCCUGGAACUGGAAGCCUAAACUUUCAACAUACUGCAAGGGACUAGGGAAUAUCAGAAGAAUCUGGCCUUAAAUGUAUGUCCAACUCUUACCAGCAAGGGGAUAUCUUGGAGAGAUUGGUUCAAAGGCUACGACAAAAAAACUCUAACUUGUUAAGUACCUCUUCAAGUUGGUGCUUCUGUCAUUGGUAUAUUUUACCUUUGUGGCUUUUUACUUUGUAGUUGCAUCUAUUCAGGAGAGUAGGUGGCAUAUUAUUUAUAAAUCAUGUCAUUUAUUUUCUGUCCAGCACUGCCAUAACAAUGAAAUCCAAUACAAUACAAACCCUUCGCCUGUCAUCAACUCUGUGUGGCUUUAUUGUGAUAAUUCCCAGGCAGUCAACAUCAGCUGACUGUUUUGGUGGUGAGCGUUGUCAUACCUUCUUUCUGAUUUUACAAUCAUGACCAUCUGAUAUUCCUUUGUCGUCUACAGUUUUAAUUUUCACACCUUGUUGAUUACACUAGUCUUUUUCUGCUAUUAUUUAAAUACUGCUGCAAGGACAAACUAAAGAUCUGUAAUGUUUUUGUUUUGCGUUGGCCAUCAGGGUUUGUGAUGUUCUGUUAAAGCUGCACAUGUGACCUUCCCUUAAACUGGGCAGUUUUUGGGUUGUUAAUGUCGGGUCAGUAAGUUUGAAAGAAACCUGUACACAUGGCCGACCAAGCAGAAUUCGUUUUUUCUUUUUUUUUUUCCCACUCUGUACUAACAGACAGCUAGGGGGUACAUGAAUAAUGUUCACAGUAAUGCCAAAUUAUCGUUGUCCGGAGGAGGUGUAAGUCAAAGUUGCACUCUGGGAAAGUGCUUUCCUGUACUGGGCAGUGACGGAGCCCACAGGAAGUCUUGGAGGUCCUUAUGUGUAUGUAUACAUUUUCAAUAAAGUCUUUGAACUCCACAA